Molecule: messenger RNA, 1143 nt
Organism: Malassezia pachydermatis
Lineage: Eukaryota; Fungi; Basidiomycota; Malasseziomycetes; Malasseziales; Malasseziaceae
Product: kynurenine 3-monooxygenase
Exons: 2
Coding region: 1-1143 (380 amino acids)
Biological process (GO): NAD+ metabolic process
Cellular component (GO): mitochondrial outer membrane
Molecular function (GO): FAD binding; NAD(P)H oxidase H2O2-forming activity; kynurenine 3-monooxygenase activity
Source: RefSeq, a predicted model, not a curated record
AUGCCGCCCACCGUUGGAGUGGUCGGCGCGGGGCCAGUAGGCUGCCUUGCGGCGCUGGAGCUGGCACAGCGUGGAUUUCAUGUGCAUGUGUACGAGCGACAGUCGCGAGACGCCUACCUAGCAUCGCUCACAUCACCGUAUAGCCCGAAUGAAAUGGUGACUCGCCGAGGACUACAAGCUCUGCGCGCCGCCUCCCGGCCUGGGCCAACAUCGGUGACAGCUUCGCUCGCAUCGUCCAUCCAGGCCCUGUGCAUCCCUGUGGAUACGCGUGAGACCCAUUAUGCCACAUCGUCCUCUCGUCAACGGCUGGGCCCACAUGGCGAGGCUGUGUACUCACUUCGGCACGGUGCGCUUCUGCGUGUAUUGUACGACGCCAUGCAAUCGCAUCAUGCGAUUGAUAUGCAUAUGGGAUGCCAUGUCGAUGCCAUGGACGUAUUAUCGGACGCCGUGUACAUUCACACAUCCUCAGGUCCCUCUCUGCCGCCUCUGUCCACCCGCUGCGACUGGGUGGUCGGCUGCGAUGGAUGGCACUCGAUCGUGCGGCAGCAUAUGGUACGCGUUGCAGACGUGCAUACGGCAACAGAGACUUUGGAAGGCGCAUGGGUCACGUUUGUUGUGCCGCCUGUGCCCUCCUUAUCGACCGUGACUUUCGCCAUGGACCCAGGCAGUGUGCAUGUCUGGACGCACGACACGCUGUGUGUGACAGCGUGUCCCAACCGCGAUGCCUCGUUCACAGCUACCUUAUAUGCGCCAGCGACCCUUCUUUCAGAGGCACGAAAGAGCGCUACAUCGAUGCAGCAGCUCGUCCAAACGCAUGCCCCGCAUUUGUUGCCUUACCUUCCUACCGACACAUUUACACAUCUGACGACGACCACGCCUACCCCGCUCGGCCGUGCAUCGUGUGAGCCUAUGCAUGCAGGCGCCUCUCUUUUGCUUCUGGGCGAUGCAGCACACACACUCACACCGUUCAAUGCCCAAGGCCUCAAUGGCGGUUGGGACGAUGUGCGUAUAUUCAUGGACGAACUCGAUGCCGCGCUGGAGCAUACGCCUCUUGCUGCGUUGCACAUGCACAGCGUCUUUGCGCGAGUCUCGCGUCGCCGUCGUGACGAUCAUGGGCAAGGCGGUGGUGGGAAGACAGUGUAG